AUGCCCACACGUAAGCACGCGUGCAUCCCCCCUUCCCACCCGCCCGCCUGCCUACCCGCCUGCCCGCCUGCCCACGUGCCCGCCUGCCUCCUCCCGCCCUACCGCCAUCAUCAACUCGAGAAGAGGGCGGAGCGGGGGAGCGGCGACCUGAAGAGGGCGGAGCGGGGGAGCGGCGACCUGAAGAGGGCGGAGCGGGGGAGCGGCGACCUGAAGAGGGCGGAGCGGGGGAGCGGCGACCUGAAGAGGGCGGAGCGGGGGAGCGGCGACCUGAAGAGGGCGGAGCGGGGGAGCGGCGACCUGAAGAGGGCGGAGCGGGGGAGCGGCGACCUGAAGAGGGCGGAGCGGGGGAGCGGCGACCUGAAGAGGGCGGAGCGGGGGAGCGGCGACCUGAAGAGGGCGGAGCGGGGGAGCGGCGACCUGAAGAGGGCGGAGCGGGGGAGCGGCGACCUGAAGAGGGCGGAGCGGGGGAGCGGCGACCUGAAGAGGGCGGAGCGGGGGAGCGGCGACCUGAAGAGGGCGGAGCGGGGGAGCGGCGACCUGAAGAGGGCGGAGCGGGGGAGCGGCGACCUGAAGAGGGCGGAGCGGGGGAGCGGCGACCUGAAGAGGGCGGAGCGGGGGAGCGGCGACCUGAAGAGGGCGGAGCGGGGGAGCGGCGACCUGAAGAGGGCGGAGCGGGGGAGCGGCGACCUGAAGAGGGCGGAGCGGGGGAGCGGCGACCUGAAGAGGGCGGAGCGGGGGAGCGGCGACCUGAAGAGGGCGGAGCGGGGGAGCGGCGACCUGAAGAGGGCGGAGCGGGGGAGCGGCGACCUGAAGAGGGCGGAGCGGGGGAGCGGCGACCUGAAGAGGGCGGAGCGGGGGAGCGGCGACCUGAAGAGGGCGGAGCGGGGGAGCGGCGACCUGAAGAGGGCGGAGCGGGGGAGCGGCGACCUGAAGAGGGCGGAGCGGGGGAGCGGCGACCUGAAGAGGGCGGAGCGGGGGAGCGGCGACCUGAAGAGGGCGGAGCGGGGGAGCGGCGACCUGAAGAGGGCGGAGCGGGGGAGCGGCGACCUGAAGAGGGCGGAGCGGGGGAGCGGCGACCUGAAGAGGGCGGAGCGGGGGAGCGGCGACCUGAAGAGGGCGGAGCGGGGGAGCGGCGACCUGAAGAGGGCGGAGCGGGGGAGCGGCGACCUGAAGAGGGCGGAGCGGGGGAGCGGCGACCUGAAGAGGGCGGAGCGGGGGAGCGGCGACCUGAAGAGGGCGGAGCGGGGGAGCGGCGACCUGAAGAGGGCGGAGCGGGGGAGCGGCGACCUGAAGAGGGCGGAGCGGGGGAGCGGCGACCUGAAGAGGGCGGAGCGGGGGAGCGGCGACCUGAAGAGGGCGGAGCGGGGGAGCGGCGACCUGAAGAGGGCGAGGGCGGCGGGCAGCGACCCGUAG
Molecule: messenger RNA, 1413 nt
Organism: Closterium sp. Yama58-4
Lineage: Eukaryota; Viridiplantae; Streptophyta; Zygnematophyceae; Desmidiales; Closteriaceae
Source: the annotation of a GenBank genome assembly